This is a messenger RNA of Adineta ricciae, 666 nucleotides long. The record is from the annotation of a GenBank genome assembly. NCBI's taxonomy places the organism in Eukaryota, Metazoa, Rotifera, Eurotatoria, Adinetida, Adinetidae.
AUGGAUGAACAUAAAUUGUUUGUUGGAAAUAUGGCUGCACGUAUUACUCAACGUGAUCUUUGGCGAUUCUUUUCUCCGUAUGGUUUGAUUGACGAAUGCGCGAAAUUCCACGAAUCCUAUGCAUUUGUGCGCUUUGUUCAUACGGACGAUGCGCAACGAGCACGCCGAGAAACGCAUGGCGCUAUGUUAAAAGGACGCAAGUUAAAAGUCGAAUUUGCAGCAACGAUGAACAAAACGAAUUCUUCGCCAUGGAAUCAACAAAAAUAUUUGUGUGUUCAACCACUUCGACGAUCGACUAAUUUGCUCGAACAUUAUUCUCAACCGGUAUCUUCGACAACUAUUUCAUCUGACGAUAAAUUAACGAAAAAGAAUAGAAAAAGUGUCAGCGAGGAGGAUUUCCGUACACCAGAUCUACUUCGUUUAGCUGGAAUACAAACAUCACCAUUGGACGAUGGCUACGAAACAAAUUCUUUGUCAAAAGCUAAUAUUUGCUAUCGAUCUCGUUUCUUUCCCAUUUCAAUUCGUCGACAUAACACUUAUUCAGAUUCUGUCAGCAGCCAAAAUGAUCGCCAAGCAGAAAAUUUGUCCUUGGAUUUUACCCGCAUACGAUUAUUUUCCGAUGUUUCGUCUGGUUUUGGUGAUGAUUCGUAUUUAUUUAGUGAAUAA